UCCGGUCGGUACUUGGGGACUGGAGGCGGCGGUGGUGCCUGAGGGGGUCUCCUCGCCUCACGUUCCCUUCUCUCCUCCCGGCCUGUCAUGGCGCGGAACUCGCUCUCCUCACGCUUCCGCCGCCUGGACAUCGACCAGUUCGACGAGAACCGCUUCGUGGAGGAACCUGACGGGGCGGACACCGGUGCUGGGGCCGGAGCCUCCGAGGCUGACGGGGGGCCCGGCCCGGAGGUGGAGGCGGCGCUGCGGCAAGGUGAUGUGCUAAGAGCAUUCCAUGUGGCUUUACAGAAUUCGCCCAUCAACACUAAGAACCCAGCAGCAAAGGAACAGGCUCAGGAAGUGGUGAUGAAGGUCCUUACCUCUUUUAAAGGCAGUGAGAUAGAACAGGCGGUAAACUCCUUAGACAGAAAUGGUAUCGAUUUGUUAAUGAAGUACAUUUAUAAAGGAUUUGAAAAGCCAACAGAAAACAGCAGCGCAAUACUACUUCAGUGGCAUGAAAAGGCAUUAGCAGUAGGUGGACUAGGAUCCAUAGUAAGAGUUCUUACUGCACGAAAAACUGUUUAACAAACUCUGUUCACUUGAAUUGAGACACCGAGAACUCUUUUGGAGCCAGGAGGUGGCAUUGGCUAUGCUGAUACUUUGGUCUACCCUUCUAGGAUCCACAAUCUACUGAAAUACUUGGGAGUCUCCUUCCUCUCUUGGAACAAGUACUCUUUAACCAUAGAGGUGGUGGGGGAAGUCCAGUAUAUUAAUGUUUUCUGACUAUCAGAUUCAGGAACUGGGAGGGGGCUACUUGCAAUUUGUGCUGCAAACAGAAGCGGGGGUGAUAUAUAUGCGUGUGCCUGUCUGCAAUCUGGUGGCUUCUCUGGCCAAGUGUGUAUGUGCUUGGGUGAAUAAGUGAGACUUAAUUUAAAUUUAACAAAUGUGUAUGGUGGGGGCAGGGGUGGAUCUGGGGUGUCAAGAGUUGGUUUGGGAGUUGAAGAGGGUUUUCUUAUGCAAGAGGGCUUUUUGUAUAUAUGAUGGGUAAGAAUAGCUGGACUAAAUACAGAGUUUGUUUUUUGUAAAGUGCCUGCUGCUCUAUCUAGAAGUUCUUGGAUGGUUAGAAUAAAUAAUAUUCCAUGAUGGAUUUUGAAUGUCCUUGGGGGCUAGUCCACUGUUCGUUCUCUUCCUCCAUAAAGCUUCACACAUGGAAAUACUUGUUCCAGCCCUGUUUACCUGGUCUCAUGGUGUGUGUGUGUUGCGGGGGGGGGGGGGGCUGAAAUACUAGGCUAGUUCUCACAUUUUUUAACCUGGGUCUCUCACACUUCUCAAUUUGUGAGCAAAAGGGAGAGAAGGAAGGCAGGAGUUCUGUGCUCAAUGCAGACUUUUAUUUUUCAAUGUAUGUCCCUGGUUUCUCUAUUCCUCCAGCCCUUUUCCCUGAAGAGUUCAUAUAACAUUUGCUACAGAAUGUCUGGCCAAGAGUGGAUUUGAAUUUAGAUCUUGCUUUUACUAAAUCAGCUUAAACACUUUUUCCCCAGCCCAAUAGAUGGGGGAUAGUAUUUUUGCAUAUAUACAGUAGCAUACUUGUAGCAAAAAGGUAUUGACUCUUAAACGUUAUAUAACAAGCUAGCUUUAGCCACAUGCUUCUGUACACCUGAGGGAGGGAACUCAGAAGCUCAACCUGAAAUAAAUUGUUAAUCUUGAAAGUUCUAAUGGAUUUCUGUAUAAUCUUCCCUAGGAAACUAUGCUAAAGAUCUCUCAGAUGCUGUUCCCAACCAUUUACAGGAAUACAGAAAGAGCAAGCACCCCCUAGCCACUUACAACAACCUGGGUUAUCUUGGAAACAAUACAAAGCUGAAAUGGCAGAAAGGAGGCGGCUGCUCUUAAACUUAAUAUUGGCAGCCCAGUUCCCCAAUAUCUUUACUUGUUCCUUUUGGUUUUUAAUGGCUAUAAUCUCUCCCCCUAUUUAACCUGCAUCACCGUAUUCAUCCCUCCUUCCUCAGUUCUUAAUCACACUGAAGGGCUCUAAUAGCUUGAAGAGCAAUACUUAAGUCCAACCUUGUUCUCAACUAGUGAGAAAUGCAUGUAGUGUUUAGGUUAAAAUACACAAUUUGGAAGUAACAUGUAAGAAGGUACCAAGGCAGCUUCUAGUUUUAAUCAAAAAUGUAUUGCACCACAAAUUAGCUUUCUACAAGCCAUUACAUAAUACAGUCCCUCUGUACACAAUAUGGGGUAGACAAACCAAGUGUCCAUAAAAAGGC
Eublepharis macularius is the source of this 2240-nucleotide messenger RNA. It is a transcript of the gene ARPC5L, whose product is annotated as actin related protein 2/3 complex subunit 5 like. The record is from RefSeq and is a predicted model, not a curated record. Gene Ontology annotation, biological process: cell migration; Arp2/3 complex-mediated actin nucleation; regulation of actin filament polymerization. Gene Ontology annotation, molecular function: actin filament binding. Gene Ontology annotation, cellular component: Arp2/3 protein complex; actin cytoskeleton; cytoplasm. Lineage: Eukaryota; Metazoa; Chordata; Lepidosauria; Squamata; Eublepharidae. The coding region runs from base 88 to 564 and encodes 158 amino acids. The transcript is spliced from 4 exons.